CGAUCGCCAUUGUUGUUUUGGCGUCUUUUUGUUAUAAAAUUUUAAUCCGUUCCAAUCUCUAUUUUUCUAAUAUUUCAUUGAGUUUUGGUGUUAAUAAGUAAAACAGAAACAUUUAUAAUGUCGAUCGGUGUACCUAUUAAAGUGCUCCAUGAAGCCGAAGGGCAUUUAGUUACAUUGGAAACAAAUACCGGCGAAGUCUACCGCGGAAAGCUAAUCGAAGCCGAGGAUAACAUGAAUUGCCAAAUGACUUUGGUAACAGUAACAUACAGGGACGGCCGAGUAGCACAACUAGAGAAUGUUUACAUUAGGGGGUCUAAAAUUCGUUUCCUCAUACUACCGGAUAUGUUGAAGAAUGCCCCUAUGUUCAAACGUCAAGGGAAUAAACCGUCCGCAGGACGCGGUAAAAGCGCUAUAUUACGAGCUCAGGCUGCUGGUCGGGGCAGAGGGGGUGGGAGAGGUGGAGGUCAUCGUGGCGGCUGGCAAGGUGGCUCCGGACCCUCUCGGAGAUAAACUGUGAUUUAGGUUUAUACUAUUGAAAAGCAGAACUUGUGGUAUUGUUGGCAUUGGUUAGGAUUAGCUUAAUUUGGAAAUAGAGGCAUUAUGUUAAUAAUCAAAAGUUAUAAGAACAAUUUUUGUUUUUAUAAUGCCAAAGCCAAGAAAAUAGGCAAUGAUCUAUGAAAGUACAUGGUAAUGUAUGAAAAUUCUUGCAACUGUUUCUGAAAAAUAUUAUAAAUAUUGUGUUAUAACAUUAUGGCAGUGCUGAGUAGCAAAUCCCACAAGUUUUGUUUUCAUUCGAGUGUAUUAUAUUGAAAUAAGUCACACCCUGAAUAUGUGUGUAUGGACGGGGAAUGUUUAGUCUGUGUGUAAUUUCCUACAAUAAACUUACUAAUGCUAAA
Aricia agestis (brown argus) is the source of this 896-nucleotide messenger RNA. RefSeq names its product small nuclear ribonucleoprotein Sm D3 (gene SmD3). Gene Ontology annotation, cellular component: catalytic step 2 spliceosome; commitment complex; spliceosomal tri-snRNP complex. Bases 118 to 510 code for a protein of 130 amino acids. Lineage: Eukaryota; Metazoa; Arthropoda; Insecta; Lepidoptera; Lycaenidae. The transcript is spliced from 2 exons. The record is from RefSeq and is a predicted model, not a curated record. Gene Ontology annotation, biological process: RNA processing; spliceosomal snRNP assembly. Gene Ontology annotation, molecular function: RNA binding.